This is a messenger RNA of Arachis stenosperma, 3396 nucleotides long. RefSeq names its product CRM-domain containing factor CFM3, chloroplastic/mitochondrial. The record is from RefSeq and is a predicted model, not a curated record. Lineage: Eukaryota; Viridiplantae; Streptophyta; Magnoliopsida; Fabales; Fabaceae. The transcript is spliced from 10 exons. Gene Ontology annotation, molecular function: mRNA binding. The coding region runs from base 116 to 2728 and encodes 870 amino acids. Gene Ontology annotation, biological process: RNA splicing, via transesterification reactions.
CCACUUGCAUUUCUUCUUCUUCUUCGUUACACACCUCCAAAGUCUGCAACUUUUCUCUUCCGAAGAAAACGAAACGAACAAUGCGACUCUAUUAAGAACUACAAAUACAAAACAAAUGGCGUUCGCAGCCACCAGGACGGCAACUACUAACCUCUCUGAAUUGCAUCUCAAAACUUGUUCACCUUCAUCACUCUCACUCACUUCUCCUCAUUCUUCAUCUUCCUCCUCAACGCUCUUCUUCUUUCGCUCUAAACCCCCAUUCCGCACUCUUACACUCACACCCUUCUCUUCUCUUAGAACCUCACAACAACAACAACAACAUACAAAACAGAAUAACCGUUCUUCUUCCACAACAAAACCUAACACCAACACCAGCACCAGCAACCCUUCUGCCCCAUGGCUCGCAAAAACCCCUCCCCCCAAUAAUUCCUCCAAAAGGGUCACCGAAUCUCACACCAACGACCCACUUCAUGAUACAACGGAAAAUCGUUACUUUGACGGUGAUAAGGGGCAAAACGCGGUUGAGAGGAUCGUUCUUCGGUUGAGGAACCUAGGAUUGGCUUCAGAUGAUGAUGACGAAGAAGAAGAAGAAGAAGAAGGAAAAGAAGAGGUCUCAAUUGGUGGUGUUGGUGAUGAUUUUCCGGUGACCGGAGAAGAGAGGCUUGGUGAGCUUCUGAGAAGGGAAUGGAUUAGGCCUGAUGCUAUUGUACGUGAAGAUGAUGGUGUUGGUGAUGAUGAGAUGGUCUUUUUGCCAUGGCAGAGAGAAGUGGAAGAGAGAGAGAUGGGUGCUGCUAAAGAGGGAAGGGAGAAAGGGAUGAGGGAUAAGAGGAGGGUAAAGGCUCCAACUUUGGCGGAGCUGACGCUUGAGGACGAGGUUUUGAGGAGGUUAAGGAGGGAAGGAAUGCGUACUAGGGAGAGGGUUAAUGUCCCUAAAGCUGGGCUCACCAAGGAGGUUAUGGAGAAGAUUCAUGAGAGGUGGAGGAAGGAGGAGCUUGUGAGGCUCAAGUUUCAUGAGGACCUUGCAAGGGACAUGAGAACUGCUCAUGAGAUUGUUGAGCGCCGAACAGGAGGGUUGGUCACAUGGAGGGCAGGUAGUGUUAUGAUGGUUUAUCGUGGUGCUAAUUACCAAGGGCCUUCAUCUGCGGGUCAACACAAUGCAAAAGAAGGUGAUGCUUUUUUUGUACCGGAUGUCUCCUCGAGAACAAAAGACAGUGAUGCAGCCUCAUCAUCGGAGAAGAGUGAGCCUAUUGUGUGGAAUCAAGUACAGCCUGAAAACAUGACAGAGGAGGAAGCGGAGUACAAUGCCCUGCUUGAUAGUUUAGGUCCUCGUUUCAUUGAAUGGUGGGGUACAGGAGUACUUCCUGUUGAUGCUGAUUCACUUCCCCCUACAGUUCCAGGUUACAAAACACCCUUUAGGCUUCUUCCUACUGGAAUGCGUUCUCGACUAACAAAUGCGGAAAUGACCAAUUUAAGGAAACUUGCCAAGACACUUCCUUGUCAUUUUGCCUUAGGGAGAAAUAGACGUCACCAAGGCCUAGCUUGUGCUAUUCUUAAGCUUUGGGAGAAAAGUUUAAUUGCAAAGAUUGCUGUAAAACGUGGUAUCCAGAACACAAACAAUGAACUGAUGGCUGAGGAGAUAAAGACAUUGACCGGAGGUACCUUGCUGCUACGGAAUAAAUAUUACAUUGUUAUAUAUCGUGGGAAGGACUUUGUCCCGACAGCUGUAGCUACAGUCCUAGCUGAAAGACAGGAAUUGACCAAACAGGUACAAGAUGUUGAAGACAAGUUCCGGUCUGGUGUUCUUGAUGCUACUCCAUCAGGGAAAGAUGAAUCAGCAACACCACGAGCAGGAUCUUUAGCAGAGUUCUAUGAAGCUCAGGCACGCUGGGGAAGGGAUAUAUCUACUGAAGAACGGGAGAGGAUGAUGGAGGAAGCUGCCAAAUCCAAGCAAGUCAGGCUAGUCAGACAUAUCGAACAUAAAUUAGCUACCGCUGAGGCAAAAAAACUUAGGGCAGAAAGGCUGUUAGCAAAAAUAGAAGCAUCUAUGGUUCCAGCUGGUCCUGAUUAUGACCAGGAGACAAUCACAGAUGAAGAACGUGUUGUGUUCCGUCGGAUUGGUUUAAGAAUGAAGGCAUAUUUACCACUUGGUAUUCGUGGUGUUUUUGAUGGUGUCGUUGAGAACAUGCAUUUGCAUUGGAAACAUCGGGAGCUUGUAAAAUUGAUAUCAAAACAGAAGACCCUUGCUUUUGUUGAAGAUACAGCAAGGUUACUGGAAUUUGAAAGUGGUGGAAUCCUAGUGGCAAUAGAGAGAGUUCCCAAAGGAUUUGCUCUUAUUUACUAUCGUGGAAAGAAUUAUAAGAGGCCCAUCAUUCUGAGGCCUAAAAACUUACUGACAAAGCAAAAAGCAUUGAAGAGAUCGGUGGCUAUGCAGCGGCAUGAGGCUCUUAGUCAGCAUAUUACUGAGUUGGAGAAAACCAUAGAACAAAUGAAAACAGAACUUGGAAUGCCUCAAGAUCUGGAAGAUGAAGAUAUGCCAAACAUAGAGGACCAUAACCAAAUAGACAAUAGCUCGGAAUUCAGCCAAAGCGAAGAUGAAAAUUUUGAUGGUUUGGAUGAUUAUGAUGACAAUGAACAUGAAGAUGAUGAUUCUGAUGAGGAGCAAGACAUUGAUUGGGAAGAUGAGGAUGACUCUGAGUUUUCUAAAUUAGAAAAUGGUGAACAUCCUUGAAGGCCAUAUGCAAAUUCUUGAAGGCCAUUCGGAAUUUUCAAAAUUAAUUGCAAUGAACUUUGCCAGUGCCUGCAGCUAGAGCGGUAUCAAACUUUGCCAUUUGAUCAUUCAGUUCAUAAGUUUGCGACACUGAUUUUAAUACCUUGCACUGUUUCAUGAUCAAUUUUGGCCUUUGCACAAGUUGAUAAUUUGUUCUUGAUCAGAUGAGGUGUUAAUUUGUUUUUCCCCCCUAGGGGAUUAUUUUGCAAUAAAUCUAGCAACUGUUCCUACUUGUAGAGUGAACGAGUGAUCAUAAGAGGCAGGCUCUCAUAAAACUUGAGUGGUUCUUCCACUUACACAAUCUGAUCUGAAAUUUGGUUUCAGUUUUACAUAAAAAAUUCUACAAGGAUGUGAGUAAAUAUAAUAUUUCAAGAGCACUGUUGUAUAAUUGAGUCUGAAUUUCAUUGUAGAUUACCUGGUUAUUGUAAAUCCUCCUUCAAACCAUAAUUUCUUUUUGUAAUAUGUUAUGCAAUCAUUCAAUGCAGCAAAAGAAUAAUUCCUUUAUUUAAGUUAUGUUGGUACUUAGUGGAUCCGCUGUCAAUGUCAUUUUGUUACCAUUGAAGAAUUUGAUGUAAAUGAAUUUUAUGUAAAUUAUUGAAGCUGAUAUAAGGCCCGAUGGAGUUUUGCAA